CUUGUUUGUUUGUAUUUCUUCAGCUCGCAUUGGUCGCUUCAAGCUGACGGAAGCUCAGGUUCAGGAUAUGUUGAAGAAUACCCCAAGCCGGAAGAAGUCGACUAAGAAUCUCUUCCGCUCAAUCAUGGACAAAGGGAUUGUGUCCUAUACAGAAUACCUGUUUCUUCUCUGUAUCCUAACAAAGCCAAGAGCUGGGUAUGAGAUUGCAUUCAAGAUGUUUGACAGGGAUGGAAACCAGCGCAUCGAUCGCAAAGAAUUUCUUCUGAUGGAAGAGAUCUUUCGUAAGAAGUCUCAGUCCAGCGGGGAGUCGGAUUCCGUGAGUUGGCUAAGCCACUACGCCACCGAUCCUGAUUCUCCUGCAAGCAGUGAUUUGAAACCGGGUGAAGUGCCAUUGACCGAUUACAUGAAAUCGCCUGUUUGGGACCAACUGAAGAUUAAUGAGACAACUCUUCUGAGGUAUUUCUUUGGUCCAAGAGGAACAGACACACUGGACUACAAGACAUUUGCAAUGUUUAUGGACAAUCUCCAGACUGAGGUGCUUGAGCUGGAAUUCUAUGAGUUCUCCAGAGGGAUGCCCAGUAUUGGCGAGGCAGAGUUUGCUAACAUCCUCCUACGCUACACACAUCUAGAGGAUGCAGAAAUGGAAGAAUAUGUGCAGAGGGUCCGAGAUCGCAUGCCAGAAGAAAAGUUUGGUGAAAGAGGUAUCUCUUUUGAAAGCUUCACAGAAUUCUUUCAGUUUAUCAAUCAUCUUGAUGAUUUUGAGAUUGUCCUGAGGAUGUACACGUUUGCAGACCAACCCAUCACACAAGCUGAGUUCUGCAGAGCUGUGAACGUCACCACUGGUCAAAAUCUCGAUGGGCACAUAGUACAUACAGUUUUUCAGAUAUUUGAUAAAGACGGCGAUGGGAAACUUAGCCAGAAGGAAUUCCUCGGAGUGAUGAAAAAUAGAAUACAUAGAGGAUUUAGAGAACAUCUGAAGAAGCCGGCUGGCUGGGAAGGGUUCAAGGCUUGUGUGAGGAAAGAACUCAAGCACAACAGCUAAGAGUCAACACUGGCUCCAAGAUGCAACCCUGUAGAUCUGCAGCUUUAGAAUUUCUUUUAGAUAUAAAUUAUUCAUAUGUUUGUGAUCUUGUAGUUCCGCUACAGUCAUAUAAACGUGGGAGAUGGAACAUUGACAGCUAUAAAGGGCCAUCAAGAAGUACAACAUACAAGUAUUUACCAUUUAGAUUACUAAAAGAGAUGAUAAAUACUUUGCAAAUGAGAAAAAUUCACUCUCUGUACAUCUCCAAAUUAAAGGUCAACAAGGGAUAAAGUUUUCCCCAUUUUAGUAUUUUGUAAUGUUGACUUGAUAGGCUUGUCCUAUGCAUGUAUACUGUUGAGUAUUUAAGUCUGUAAUAACCAUUGGUUUUUGAUAGGGACUUUCCAAGUUUUAAUAGCUAGGCAAUGAAUGGGUUAAUAAGUGAAGUCAUUGUGGAUAGACAUACAUAAUAUAAUUGACAAAUAAAUAAAUUUCAAAAUGACACUUAGAAAUUGAAGGCGUACAUCAUAAGAUCAAAUUAGAAUCUUAUGUGGAGUAUAAUAAUAAUAAUAAUAUUAGCCAAUUUUUAUAAAGUGCUUUUCCCAGAAUGGCCCAAAGCACAUUACAGCAUAAACAGUUAUAAACCUUAUCUUUUGUUAUUACUUUAUUAUUUAUUUGGAUAUACUAUUUUCUGCAUGGAGGUAUUGAAAUAUUGAUUAUAUGUUUGUUUGUUUUUUGAUAAAGUUAAACUAAAGUCGGGAGCCCUGUAACAACAUGUAAAAAUUAAAUCUACAUACCUGAUCGCACAUUAUUAUCAGUUAGAAACUUGAAAAUCAGCUUCAUGAUCAAGCAUUCAGUUUUGUGUGAUGAGGCCAAGAAUAAUUUAUUUACCAGUUUCCUCAUAAACCCAUGAAUUAUAGUAUAGUUGUUUAUUCUUGGGUUGACUCUACAAAAGGAAUUGCAUCUACCUAUAUACUUGAUUUAGCUUCCAUUAUCGAUACUUCUCAAUAUCAUCACACAAUGUCAAAA
Molecule: messenger RNA, 2047 nt
Organism: Lytechinus variegatus (green sea urchin)
Lineage: Eukaryota; Metazoa; Echinodermata; Echinoidea; Temnopleuroida; Toxopneustidae
Gene: micu3
Product: calcium uptake protein 3, mitochondrial-like
Exons: 13
Coding region: 68-1042 (324 amino acids)
Biological process (GO): calcium import into the mitochondrion; mitochondrial calcium ion homeostasis
Cellular component (GO): uniplex complex
Molecular function (GO): calcium ion binding
Source: RefSeq, a predicted model, not a curated record